AACGACCCUGUCCGCACAGAAAGCGAGGACACAAAUCCAGCCAAGCCCACCACCCCGUUCCCGCGAAAGGGGCCGGGGCCGGGCUCGGUCGAGACAGAGGGCAUUGUUUGCCGGCUGCUGGUGGCACUGCUGAGUCUGUGUGAGGGGCUGCGGGGGCUCCCUGCCCCGCGCCUGAAGCCCUCAGACCCCCGGGCCGACUUCGACUCCAUCAUCAGCCUAGCCAAGAACCUGCUGAGUGACACCAAACACCUGUUCCAUCACUUUAAAUCCCGGUACCCGGCCGAGGGGGAGCACAAGAUGGACACAUUGCCCGUGCUGUCCAUGAGCGCGGUGGAGCUGGCCAACAUCCAGGUGCCUGGGGGCCUGGCACGGCUCAGCGCGGACCUGCAGAACUACCAGAAGCACCUGGAGUGGCUGCGCCGGGCCGGGUCGGUGCUGCGGCCCCUGGAGCAGGAUUUGGGAGCCCUGCACGCCCGGCUGGAGCGGCUGGUCAAGCGCCUGGAGCACCUGAUGUCCCGGCUGAACUUGCCCCGGCCCAGUGACCCGCUGCCCGUGCUGCCCUCGCACGGCACCCACUGGGCGGUGGUGCAGGCCGGCCACGCCCUCUUCCACAGCCUGCACCUCUACCUGGACUGGGCCGCCCGCGCCCUGGUUCUGAUCCGCAACAAGCUGUGACAACCGGUGCAGUGGGGGGCCCUGCCCCGGGGACACCUGGGGUCCCCCAUCCAGCAUUCCAGGGCACAGGGGUCCUGCCCCCCAGCUGUGGCACCCACUGGGCCCCCCCACACCAAUAGGGGGUGCUUGUUGGCUAGCCCCCCCCAGAUGUAGCAAACUCUUAUUUAUGCAACCCACUAUUUAUUUAUUUAUUUACAGUAGGAGAUGGGGGCUCGUUAGCCUUUUUCUUUUUUUGUAUUCAUUUCUUGUUACGAUUCCCCUCCCGCCUCAAUCUGAGGGGAGGUAUCAAGGCCCUUCGAGCGAAGAAAUGGAGAAGCGGGGCUAGAGGAGGAGAGUCUCACACCCUCUCCCCCUUGCAUUUCACUCCUAUCCCUACCGCACCGGGGCUGUCCCAGCCCCUCCUUCUGUGGGACCCUCCUCUGUUUGCUUCUCCCGCUUUCCAUCUUCCCCCUCUUCUGUCUUUCCUUCUUUCUCAUUCUCUUUCGCUUGUUUUUCGUUCCUUCCUUUCGCUCCUUCUUUCGUUCGUUCUUUUGUUCCUUCUGUCUCUCUCCUUUCUUUCAUUUGCUCGUUCCUUCUUUCUUUCGUUCCUUGUCUUUUGUUCUUUUGCUCCUUCUUUCUUUCAUUCACUUGCUCUUUUGCUCCUUCCUUCUCUCUCUCUCUCUAUUCUGAUUUUCCCAUCCUUUCCCUCUUUCUUUCUAAAAAGAAAAGGAGUACUUGUGGCACCUUAGAGACUAACAAAUUUAUUAGAGCAUAAGCUUUCGUGAGCUACAGCUCACUUCAUCGGAUGCAUUCUUUCUUUCUAUAUUCUCUUCUUGCAUCAUCCUUUCUUUCUCUCCUCCUAGGGCAGCAGUGACCCCUAAUGGCCGCGCUGCUGAACUGCAACCCCCGGGCUAUGUAAUUACAUAGACGAUUCAUCCUUCAUUUCCUGAUUUGCGGGGGGGAAGGGGGGGAAUUUAUUGCUGUCCGGGGUGAGGACGGCGCAAGAGCCGCUCUCAUGCCUGCGCAGGCCCUGGAAAGCCUUUGGCACCGUGCUCCGGAAGUUCACCACAGUCACAGAUGCUGCUGGCCCUGAAGAGUUAAUGGCGAAAAAGCAGAAAGGAGCCAGGACUCCUGGGUUCUCUCCCUGGCUCUGGGAGGGGAGAGCCCAGACACAGAGUCAUUGAGAUCAGGGUCCCGUCAGGCCGGGCGCUGCCCAGACACAAAGUUCCCCUACAGAUGUUUACCCCCUACUAUCCCGGAUCCCACAGCUGGGCCAUAUUUCCAUAUAACUGCCCUCCAUCUCUGUAUUUAUGCCCUUGCUUUGGGUCACUCCACCCUCACGCUAUUUAUAAAUCCAUUGGACGUUGCUGUUUUAAAUUAUUUAAUUUAUUAUCUAUGCCAAGAUUGGGUUGUUUUGCUAAUUAUUAAUAAUAAUAAUAAUUAUUAUUAUUAUUUGGGUCACGUUCACCUUAUUUAUUGAGCCAGCGAUUUAUUCCUUUUUUAAAAAAGCUU
This is a messenger RNA of Dermochelys coriacea (leatherback sea turtle), 2166 nucleotides long. RefSeq names its product interleukin 11 (gene IL11). The record is from RefSeq and is a predicted model, not a curated record. Gene Ontology annotation, biological process: positive regulation of MAPK cascade; positive regulation of cell population proliferation. The transcript is spliced from 5 exons. NCBI's taxonomy places the organism in Eukaryota, Metazoa, Chordata, Testudines, Dermochelyidae. Gene Ontology annotation, molecular function: cytokine activity; growth factor activity. The annotation marks the transcript as partial. Gene Ontology annotation, cellular component: cytoplasm.